Messenger RNA from Parathielavia appendiculata, 2832 nucleotides. Its product is annotated as DNA repair protein. Lineage: Eukaryota; Fungi; Ascomycota; Sordariomycetes; Sordariales; Chaetomiaceae. Bases 1 to 2832 code for a protein of 943 amino acids. Gene Ontology annotation, cellular component: nucleotide-excision repair factor 1 complex. The transcript has 2 exons. Gene Ontology annotation, molecular function: single-stranded DNA endonuclease activity; damaged DNA binding; single-stranded DNA binding. Gene Ontology annotation, biological process: double-strand break repair via single-strand annealing, removal of nonhomologous ends; resolution of meiotic recombination intermediates; double-strand break repair via homologous recombination. The record is from RefSeq and is a predicted model, not a curated record.
AUGUCGGCUGUCGGCGCUUCACAGCCUGUGCAGCCUGUGAAGCUCUCGCUGCCUCUGGUCUACCAGCAGAAGCUUUUUGAAGAGCUCCGAAAUGAGGAUGAGCUCGUCAUUCUGGCCCGAGGCCUUGGCCUCAUCCGCCUCAUCACCAACCUGCUCCACUCGUAUGAUGCCGCAGGGGGCAACCUGAUCGUCCUCGUGGGAGCCGAGGACAGGGAAAACGCCUGGAUCGGCGAGGCUCUCGCUGAACAUGCUGCCAUUAGCAUGUCGCCCUGUGCCCGCGGCCUGACCGUGGUCAACACCGAUUUCACCAGCGUAGCGGCCCGCGAGAAAAUGUACGCGACAGGGGGCAUCUUUAGCAUCACGUCUCGCAUCCUGGUAGUCGACAUGCUGACUGGCCUUCUGAACUCCGAGACCAUCACGGGCAUGGUCGUGCUUCAUGCCGACCGCGUUGCCGCCACGUCCCUGGAGGCUUUCAUUCUCAGGAUAUACCGCCAAAAGAACAAGGCUGGUUUCCUCAAGGCUUUCUCCGAUAAUCCGGACCCUUUCACCACCGGCUUCUCGCCGCUCGCUACCAUGAUGAGGAACCUGUUUCUUCGGAAAGCGUCCCUCUGGCCACGCUUCCAUGUGCAUGUCGCAGAAGCCCUGGAGGGGAAAAAGAAGGCAGAAGUGAUCGAGCUGGAAGUUCCCAUGACAGACGCCAUGCGCGACAUACAGAACGCCAUCAUGGAAUGCGUCGAAGUCAGUAUACACGAACUCAAGAAGGGCAACACCGGGCUGGAAAUGGACGAUUGGAACCUCGAUAGCGCAUUGCUCAAGAAUUUUGACCUCAUUGUCCGUCGCCAACUGGACCCAAACUGGCAUCGAGUCAGCUGGAAAACCAAGCAGAUUGUGAGCGACUUGACUGUUCUCAGAGGCAUGCUCCAGUCAGUUCUGGCACUUGACGCCGUCGCAUUUCUUCAACAGCUCGACACCAUCCAUGCUGCCCAUUCGCCGGCUCCGGGGUCCACGAGGCAGACGCAAUCCCCCUGGUUGUUCCUGGAUGCUGCGCAGACCAUUUUUGACACGGCGAAGAGACGUGUCUACUCCAGCAAUCAGAGACCCGGCCCAGACACCAAUAAUAUUGACGUACUGCGGCCAGUUCUGGAAGAACAACCGAAAUGGGCUGUCCUGGCCGAGGUGCUGGAAGAGAUCGACCGGGACCUCUACUUCGAGCCUGCCGCUCGAGAUGAUUCCAACGGCACCAUCUUGAUUAUGUGCUCAGAUACCAAUACGUGCCGCCAGCUGCGCGACUAUCUCCAGACAAUGCACGUCAAGCCGCGGAUCGAGAAAAAGGUGGAGGAGUUCCACGACCCGGACGAGGACAAGCCGUCAGCUGCUUUCAUGAUGAGGAGAAGGUUGCGCAACUACCUCAAGUGGAAGCGUGAGUUCGCCCAAGUGAAUGCCAAUCUGUUCUCGGAGAAUCAGAAGGCCAUCAGCGGCGCGGUCGAUCCGCGGCUCGGCAAGUCAAAGGGCAAAGCGCCGCCGAACAAACGACGCCGGGUUCGUGGCGGUGGACAGGUGGGCGCCGGGGCCGGCCGCCUUGAAAACGGAAGCAUCGCACAGUACUUCGAGAAUCCCGGCGAGGUUGCCGAGCUUAUGGCCGAAGUCCAAAUCACCGAAGAAGAGACAAGACAGAAGGAGGACAUUGUUGCAGAUCCCCUGGAAGAUAUGGACGACUACUACCAGCUGUACGAAAUGCAAGACCUAGUCGUUAUCCAUGCUUAUGAUGGGGAUCUCGACGAACACGUCCUAGAAGAGAUCAAACCCAAAUACAUCGUCAUGUAUGAGCCGGACGCUGCCUUCAUCCGGAGAGUCGAGGUCUACCGCUCUUCACACAAUGACAGGAACGUCAGGGUGUACUUUCUGUACUACGGUGGUUCAGUCGAAGAACAACGCUAUCUCUCGACGGUCCGGCGGGAGAAGGACGCUUUCACCAAACUCAUCAAGGAACGCGCCAGCAUGUCGGUCGUCCUGACGGUGGACGCGCACGGCGCCGAGGACCCGCAAGAAGCCUUCCUGCGCACCAUCAACACGCGCAUCGCCGGCGGCGGGAAACUGGCCGCCACGGCGCAGCCGCCCCGCGUCGUGGUCGACGUGCGUGAGUUCCGCUCCUCCCUGCCGUCCCUCCUCCACGGCCGAUCCAUGAUCAUCGUCCCCUGCAUGCUCACGGUAGGCGACUACAUCCUCAGCCCGACCAUCUGCGUCGAGCGCAAGAGCAUCAGCGACCUGAUCAGCUCCUUCAAGGACGGCCGGCUGUACAGCCAGUGCGAGACCAUGUUCCAGCACUACAAGAACCCGAUGCUGCUGAUUGAGUUCGACCAGAACAAGAGCUUCACGCUCGAGCCCUUUGCCGACCUGUCGGGCAGCCUGUCGAGCAUGAGCAGCGCCAACGCGGGUGCCAACGACCUGCAGAGCAAGAUUGUGCUGCUCACGCUGGCGUUCCCCAAGCUGCGCAUCAUCUGGUCCUCGUCGCCGUAUGAGACGGCUGAGAUCUUUGAGCGGCUCAAGGCGCAUGAGCACGAGCCCGAUCCGAUCGCGGCCGUCAGGGCCGGGUUGGAUGCGGACGCCGCUGCGGGAGAGCAGCAGCAGCAGGUGUUCAAUCCGGGCCCGCAGGAGAUGCUGGCUGCUGUGCCUGGCGUGACGCCCAAAAAUAUGAUGAACCUGGUGCUGAAGGCAGAGAAUAUUAAGGAGGUUGCGAAUAUGACAGUCGAAGAGCUCAACCCGCUGGUUGGGAGGGAGGCCGCCGAGAAGAUCUGUGAAUUCUUCGCAAAAGAUCUGUUGGAGGAUGAGUGA